AUGAGGCGGGGUCGGGCUCCCGCAUUCCUGCUCGGCGGAGGGGCCGCUCUGCUCCUGUCGCUUCUUUGGAUGCCGACUCUGCUGCCUGUAGCCUCCCGCCUUCUGUUGUUACCCCGAGCCCUGCUGUCUAUGGCUUCAGGAAGUCCCCCGGCCCAGCCCUCGUCGGCCUCGGGCUCCGCCUAUGUCCCCGGCUCGGUCUCUGCGGCCUUUGUCACCUGCCCCAACGAGAAGGUCGCCAAGGAGAUCGCCAGGGCUGUGGUGGAGAAGCGCCUAGCAGCCUGCGUCAACCUCGUCCCUCAGAUUACAUCCAUCUAUGAGUGGAAAGGAAAGAUUGAAGAGGACAGUGAAGUGCUGAUGAUGAUCAAAACCCAAAGUUCCUUGGUUCCAGCUCUGACAGAUUUUGUUCGGUCUGUGCACCCUUAUGAAGUGGCCGAGGUGAUUGCAUUGCCUGUGCAGCAGGGGAACUCCCCAUACCUGCAGUGGGUGCGCCAGGUUACAGAGUCGGUUCCUGACUCCAGCGCAACGCCACUGGGAUGA
Messenger RNA from Rangifer tarandus platyrhynchus (Svalbard reindeer), 537 nucleotides. NCBI's taxonomy places the organism in Eukaryota, Metazoa, Chordata, Mammalia, Artiodactyla, Cervidae. The record is from the annotation of a GenBank genome assembly.